Diorhabda carinulata is the source of this 1346-nucleotide messenger RNA. RefSeq names its product prostatic acid phosphatase-like. The transcript has 4 exons. Gene Ontology annotation, molecular function: phosphatase activity. The record is from RefSeq and is a predicted model, not a curated record. Gene Ontology annotation, biological process: dephosphorylation. Lineage: Eukaryota; Metazoa; Arthropoda; Insecta; Coleoptera; Chrysomelidae. Bases 186 to 1280 code for a protein of 364 amino acids.
GUAAAACUACGUUGUUAACGCUGUAAAUUUUAUGAAAAAUAAAUUAAUAUAAAAAGUUAUGUGAUUAGUAAUCACCUAAUUGUGAAUGUUUUUGUUCUGCCGGUGAUUUGUUGGUAAAAACUAUUUUGAUCUUUGGCACGUUGACAACAAACGUGACAAGUAAUUCUAGUUUAGUAACACGAAAUAUGGGAGCUGUAUUAAUAAUUUUCUUGGUGAUUUGUUCCAAUAGUUACAGCUAUGCAUCGAAAGACAAUAUUAAUAACAAAGAAGAGCUAAUAGCAGUAGUUGUGAUUUAUAGGCAUGGAGAUCGAGCACCUCUCACAUCAUUUCCAAAUGAUCACUAUUACAAUUUGACUUAUUGGCCAAUGGGUUUUGGAGAGUUGACAAAGCAAGGAAUUCAACGCCAAUAUAAGCUAGGUCAAUGGUUUCGCCAGAGAUAUAACAACUUUUUGCAAAAAAUAUAUAGUCCGCGAGAAAUUAUCGUAGAGUCUACAGAAAAAGAUAGAGCGUUAAUGUCAGCUUCAGCAACAUUAGCUGGAUUGUACCCGCCAAUAGACUUCCAACUAUGGAAUACUCAACUUAAGUGGCAACCAAUUCCAAUUCAUAUCGGAUACGAAACAAAAAUAAUGGACUUACCUUGUGCUAAAUAUGACAAAUUGAAUAAAGAAAUUAUAGAACUUAUUGAUAAAGAUAUGAAAAAAAAAUAUUCUAAUAUAUAUAGGUAUAUUGAAGAUAAUUCUGGAUGGACUAAUAUGUCUGUCAAAACUGUGUCUACUUUAAGAAGUGUCAUGUAUGCUUAUAAGAACUACAAUUUAUCAUUUAUUCCUGAAUGGGUGUUGAAAAUUAACCAUUCAGCUCUUGACGAAAUUGCAGGAAUAAAAUAUUCGAUUGCAACAGCAACACCGACGACUGCGAGGUUGAAAGUUGGAACAUUUUAUGAUCAUAUUUUCAAUUAUUUAGACAAAUUUACUAACCCAACGUUAGCGAAAACAACGCCAAAAUUCUUAAUGAUGGCAUCCCAUGAUACUACCAUCGCUUCUAUAUUGAAUGGUAUGGAGCUUUAUGAAAAGCGACCUGUUGGAUUUGGGGAUACAUUUAUUAUGGAACUUAAAAAGAAGAGAGAAGUUUUCUUUUUAAAUUUGUUUUAUAAAUCGGAAUAUGAUCUAGAAAAACUGAUUUUCAGAGAUUGUGAGUUUAACUGCCUGUAUAGUACGUUGAAAAUUAAAUUGAAAGAUGUCACUAUAGACAAAAACGCAAGAGAAAAAGAAUGUUGUUUGUGAGUUAAUUAGUUUUGUUAUUUUCAUCCCCUCAUUAUAGUUGUAGUAUUAAUAAUAAUGAAAAAAUAA